Anastrepha obliqua is the source of this 843-nucleotide messenger RNA. RefSeq lists its product as uncharacterized. The transcript has 2 exons. NCBI's taxonomy places the organism in Eukaryota, Metazoa, Arthropoda, Insecta, Diptera, Tephritidae. The record is from RefSeq and is a predicted model, not a curated record. Bases 1 to 843 code for a protein of 280 amino acids.
AUGAACUCAAAAUCCGUAUUAAGUGCAACAUUCCUCGUGUUGGUGUUGGCCUGCCUGGCGCAAGCUCGCCAUGCUCCACGCCUCCGCAACCGAAACGUGCAAGUUGACGACGAGGAUGACGUGUCGCCUAUUUACGACAGCGUAGCCGCCCGUCGAGCUCAUCAUAAUGCAGAGCGCGCACUCUCACCAAAACAGGCACGUGUUUUCCCCGGCGCAUUGGCUAUUAAAAAAUUAGUAUUGUUGAAAUUCAAAAAAAUCGUACCCAUCUCGUUGAUUCUCUUGAAGUCGAGCGACGAAAAUGAAGCUGAAUUGGUUCCUGUUUAUCCAACCUCCGAGAUCCCAUCCGAUGUACAGUUCAUUCCAACACCAAACGGCAUCUCCGGACAUCGUGAUGUUCAAGCCAUUGCCAUACCCAGUGAAUUGCAUCAACAACUCGAACUGAAUGGUUUGGCUAAUUUGGAGAGUAUAGAAUCUCUUUUGAACCAAGCUCAAGAAGGUGAUGCUGAAGCGGCGGCUGAAGACAAACCUCUUGCUGUGAUCAAUGAACAGCCCAACCCAGAGGACGAGCUAUUGAACGUGAAGGAAGAUGAUGUAGACCGUUUAUUGAACAAUGUAUCCGUCGAUAAGACCAAGGUUGCGACAGCGGAUGUGCAGGCAGUGCGUCGUUUGGCUGCUGAUGAAUUGGUACGCCCAAGCGUUGUGCGUACAACACAAUUGCAAGCUGGAGUGGAGGAGAUUCCUUUAUUCCUAUACGCUGCCAAGGAUACGCCACAAGUACUCCGUGCUGUCCGCAAGGGAGGAAUUCAACGAGUGAAACAUACCGGACGUCGCAACCAUGCCUAA